AUGUUGCGCCUCCCUGUGGAACUUCUCUACAAGAUAUUCGCGGAUUUCACAUUGAAACUACACGACCUCGUCUCGGUCUGCUGUGUCUGUCGUUUCUUCGACGACGUAGUCGAAUCCCUCCUCUAUGAAAAUGUCAUUUUGCGACUACACCAUCCAGAUGACAGCAAAGAAUUGAACAAUCUCGUUCCCCGGCACACCAGACAUCAUUUAAUUCGUAGGCUCGUAUUCUACACCGUGGAUGCAGAGCAAUGUGCUCCCUUUCAAAGUCUUCUUCGGUCGUCCCAUCAACUGCAAGAGCUCUACCUUCUAUCAAUGCCAACCACAAUUUUCAAACGUGAUCAACCUUCCCACAAUGUUGACCUCUAUAUACUCACUGGCGCCAUCGACUGUCCCUUUCGACUCACAAAACUCCACUGGGACUGCCGGGUUUCAGGGCUCGAUCUAGACGGGCUAGUCGACUUCCUCGAACACCAGCCAUGCCUCGAAGUACUUCUGCUUCCAUGCCUCAAAUCUCCAAUUAAAUUAUCCGAACAAGCCUUACCACGCCUUCGUGUCCUAUGGGCCACUGUAGAGUUCGCAGCGAGCGUUCUCUCAAUGCGGCCCGUCACACACUUGCGAUUAGAGAAUAUAUCUCUCAAACCCUUCCACAAGAGGCCGACCGCCAUCUCGUCAGAGAUGAUCAGCAAACUCGAACUCCUUGACAUAUCAUCCUAUGACAUCGAGAGAUCAUCUGUAUUCCCUUUUACAGCGGGGAUGGUCAAUCUUGAGAGCUUGCGGCUCCAAAUCGCAAGAGAGGAUAUACAGAUGCUCGGGGACUUUCCACUUCAUAAACUACGCAACAUCCACUUCUCUCGAUCUACCAAAGCUAUCACUCCCGCCAUCAUCCUUGCAUUAUUCACCUUGAUUCCUUCUUUGGAAUGUGUUAUCGAUCAAUUACCGUUCGAGUCUGGAAAGUCUACACAAUGGGACUACUUUUAUAGGACGGGGGUCUCGGUUCGCAAGAAACGAUAUGUCCCUUGGCUACAGGCACGGCUUUUCCAUUGCAUCUCGUAUUGCCGAGACGAAGAAUGGUGGCGAGAUCGGGAAGAUGGCUUCGAGGCGACAGAGGAAAAACCGAUGACCCCGAGAUCGAUCUUUUACUGA
Pleurotus ostreatus (oyster mushroom) is the source of this 1143-nucleotide messenger RNA. RefSeq lists its product as uncharacterized. The transcript has 2 exons. The record is from RefSeq and is a predicted model, not a curated record. Gene Ontology annotation, molecular function: protein binding. Bases 1 to 1143 code for a protein of 380 amino acids. Lineage: Eukaryota; Fungi; Basidiomycota; Agaricomycetes; Agaricales; Pleurotaceae.